Molecule: messenger RNA, 5324 nt
Organism: Canis lupus familiaris (dog)
Lineage: Eukaryota; Metazoa; Chordata; Mammalia; Carnivora; Canidae
Gene: SLC25A29
Product: solute carrier family 25 member 29
Exons: 5
Coding region: 3523-4476 (317 amino acids)
Biological process (GO): mitochondrial L-ornithine transmembrane transport
Cellular component (GO): mitochondrion
Molecular function (GO): high-affinity L-arginine transmembrane transporter activity
Source: RefSeq, a predicted model, not a curated record
CGCCCGGGCCGGCGAGGGCCGCGAGCAGGAGGCGAGGAGGAAGGCGGCCUCGCGGGGGGCCCGGCCAUGGCGCUCGACUUCCUGGCUGGAUGCGCGGGGGGUGUGGCAGGCGUGCUUGUGGGACACCCAUUUGACACGGUCAAGUGGAAGCCAGGUGGCCCUUGGGCAAGGAAAGGACUCAGGACCUCAGGGCUGGGGUUUCCUCCAGCGCAGGCCCGGGGGCCGGGCUUUAUGCGUUGGCUCUGACCUGUAAAAGUUAAACAAUUCUCAUUAGAAGAAAAUUGGGAAAUGUAGAAAAGCAUAUUAUUCGUUAACUGACAAAUCAGUUUUCCCAUUCUGUACACUUCCUUCAGAAUCCUCCCUAUGCCAUCAUGCCUGCCAUGGGUAUGUAUUAUUUUUAAUGCGUGUGCGUGUAUUUUAAAGAUUUUAUUUAUUUAUUUGAGAGAGAGACCAUGAGAGAGAAGUCCCAAGCAGUGGGGGGUGGGGAGAUAGAGGGAGAAGCAGACUCCCCGCUGAGCAGGGAGCCCGACACAGGACUCGAUCCCAGAACCCCGGGACCAUGACCCGAGCCAAAGGCAGAGGCUUAACCAACUGAGCGACCCAGGUGCCCUAAAAUGUGAUUUAAUCAUCAGGUGCAUUCAGUUUUUGGUUGGCCUUUUUUUUUUUUUUUUUUAAGAUUUUAUAUAUUUAUUCAUGAGAGACACACAGAGAGAGGCAGAGACACAGGCAGAGGGAGAAGCAGGCUCCAUGCCGGGAGCCCGACGCGGGACUCGAUCCCAGGACCCCAGGAUCAUGCCCUGAGCUGAAGGCAGAUGCUCAGCCGCUGAGCCACCCAGGCGUCCCUGUUGGUUGGCUUUCUAUUACAAAGAAAUGUAGUUUGUAAAGACAUUUUGUUUACCAUUAUAGAAACAUAUAAACUAAAAAGGAAGAAAAAGAGGUGUCUGGGUGGCUCAGUUGGUUAAGCACCUGCCUUCUGCUCAGAUCCUGGGUCCUGGGUUCGAAUCCUGCAUGGGGCUUCCUGCUCAGCAGAGGAGCCUGCUCCUCCCUCUCCCUCUGCUUUAUUCUGUCUUCUCUCUCAAAUAAAUAAAUAAAAUCUUUAAUAAAUAAAUAAACAAGUAGGAAAAAAAAAACCCUAUCCUCCAUAUGUCCCCUUUCCUAACCCUCAUUAGUGAUUUCUGCUGAAAACCAGAAAUCUACACAGACCCAUAUAUAUUCCUCGCUUUUGGCAAAAGUGGGAUUUACUUCAAUAGCUCUGUUAGUGUUGUUUUAACUGAAAUUUGCCACAUGUAGAAAAGUGCACACACGCCCACUGUCGAGAUCUCUGAAUCCUCAGGAAGCUCACGCCUGGGGAGAGCAAAACAAGGUCAGCCCCUCCAGGAGCCCCCCGGUCCCCCUUCUACGGCACUGGACAGGACGGUCAUCAGGGACAUGGGGUCUCCACCCGCUGUCACCGGGGAGUGGCCAUCCCAGGGCAGGGGAGGGGAUGGGGGGUCGGGGGCUGGCCCUGGGGGCUCCGCGCCUGGAUGCGAUGUUGACAUUUUGUGUUGCUUUAACCGCCUUUACUUUCUGAGCUAGGGGCUGUCUCCAUCCAUAGCAAAAGUGUAACUUUGUUGUAGAUGAGCGUAAGCCUCACCCUGGAGAGCGCUAGUAAGUACAGACCAGGGGAACCCACCCUUCUCUGUCCUCUCUGAACCAGACCCUGGGCCGAACCGCACCCCGCCACACCCCUCCUCCUCCCACCCCACCCAGCGCCCUCCCUGACUAGCAGGGGGCAGGGAGGCCUCGAGGUGAGCUUGGGCCUGGCACAUCCUGGGGCGGGGACGCAGGUGGGGCUGAUGGAGAAAAAUCAGCCCCCUCUGGAUCAGAGGGUCCUCACGUUGGGGUCGCUCGUCCCCAUGGAGAGCCAGGAGCCGUCUGGGCCUGUGUGCAAAUGACCACUUUUCCAGGGGCAGGUUCGCCAAUCCUCAACCGAGAUGUUAACCUCAACUCUAGAUUGGGCCCCACUUCACCCCCAUACCUAGUCCCCCAAACUCCAGCCAGCGAGUGCUCAUCCCUGGUCUAGGGGUCUGUAACAAAGGGGGAACGGGGCCUCUUCCCUGCUCCCUGUGGGGCCCAAGCUGGCACCAACCUGGACAUGAGCACAUCCCACCUGCAAAGACUUAGAGCCGCCCUCCAGGUGCCUGAAAAUCCAACCCAAGCACCAGCCAGCUCUGUCUGCCUCCAGGGCCCAGGUGGUGUCAGUGCACGACAAAGAGCAAUGUCCCACCAGGGACCCCAGAACACGAAUGAAAAACCCCACAUUGCAAAAGCAACCUGAGCAGAGCUCAAGAGGUUAAUAGGUCAUUAAAGUGCAGCAAGUGCUUUUGCUUUUCUCUGAAAAUUCACCCCUCCCCGGCCAGGCCCUGCAGAGCCGGGCAGCCAGGGUGGGAAGGGGUGCCGGGGUGAUCUGCUGCAGGGGGCUCUCGGUUGCCAGCCGCUUCUCUGAGCAGUGGCUGCCAACUGCAGAGGUCCUCGUGUGCAGAGAUGGUCCUUUUUUUGUUCCUUGAAAAACAUACUCUUGGAAGUGCAUGUGGCCGUCGAAGGUCCACUGGAGGGCUCUGGCCAGCCAGCACCCCACCCCACCCCACCCCACCCCACCCUGGCCCCGACCAACACAGCCGAGCCACUCACACUGCUGGAGAGGACACACAGCCUCAGCUGACUUGCAGGACAUCUCUGAGCCUCAGUGUUCCCAUCUUUGAAGGGGGGGGGGUCACUACACCCACCUCGGCUGGUCGUUCCAGUCUUAGGCCCUCUGGUGCUGCCGGGCACAGAGGGGUGUUCAUGCCAUGGCCCUGGUGGUGGCAGUGAUUUCUGAGUCAGCUCCUGAGAACAUGACUUGCCCUAAGCUCACCCUCCCACCCCCAUGACCUGGAUUCUGAGUUCAAGAAAUGUGCUCCCGCUCCCUCCUGCGGGGCCUGCGUAUCAAGCUCCGAGAUAAGCUCCCGGUCAACAAAGAGUACUUUCACGUUAAGAGGUUCUGGGCUACGGGGCUCCAAGGGCGGCGGGGCUGGAGCUCCCAGGUCCCGGAGGCAGGUGGGGACAUGGUCACCAAGGAGGCUCUCCGCUGUUCUCCCGUCCCUGCUUUAACUCACGACCACUGUCCUCAGAGGGGGCUACUGGCAGAAAUCAGCAGGCCCUCAGAGUCCAAGGCUCAUUGCUUUUAACACCCAAGGGGGCACCGUCAGGCCCCUGAGGAGGAGAGUUGGGUGAUGGGAAUUCGGUGAGGAGCCCCUUUGGCAUCGGCCAUGGUUUGCCACCAGGGCAGUGGGCAGGUCUGGGGAAACGCUUCAUGUCCCACCGUCUGCGCAUGGUGCAGACAUAAUGCAACAAGAGGCUCAGCCUCCAGUUGCCUCUGGUUGCCUGAGAUCUUGGGGACCCUGUACCCCCUAUGCAGCUGGCUGUCUCUGUGGCUGUUUCCCCACUGGAUACCCUCCCCCCUGAGCAAGCACGGACACCCGGCCCUGCCCCAUCCUGGUAGCCAUGGAAAGCUCCUGGGCUCCCCGCCUCCAGCAGGGUCCGGCCUUGGGCCUCCCCGAGAGAGCCUCCGUGGGCUGUCCUGAGGGCUGGGUCAAGGGAGCGGGGAGCUGUGGCCUGGCUUGCCCACCCUCCCGGACCCUGUCCUUCCAGGUGCGGCUGCAGGUGCAGAGCGCGGAGAAGCCUCAGUACCGGGGGACCCUGCACUGCUUCCAGUCCAUCAUCAAGCAGGAGAGCGUGCUGGGCCUGUACAAGGGCCUGGGCUCGCCGCUCCUGGGGCUCACGUUCAUCAACGCGCUGGUGUUCGGCGUGCAGGGCAACACCCUGCGGGCGCUGGGCCGCGACUCGCCGCUGAACCAGUUCGUGGCGGGCGCGGCGGCGGGCGCCAUCCAGUGCGUCAUCUGCUGCCCCAUGGAGCUGGCCAAGACGCGGCUGCAGCUGCAGGACGCGGGCGCGGCGCGCGCCUACCGGGGCUCGCUGCACUGCCUGGCGCACAUCUACCGGCGCGAGGGCCUGCGCGGCGUGAACCGGGGCAUGGCCUCCACGCUGCUGCGCGAGACCCCCAGCUUCGGCGUCUACUUCUUGUCCUACGACGUGCUCACGCGCGCGCUCGGCUGCGAGCCCGGCGCCCCGCUGCUGGUGCCCAAGCUGCUGCUGGCGGGCGGCACGUCGGGCAUCCUGUCCUGGCUGUCCACCUACCCCGUGGACGUGGUCAAGUCGCGGCUGCAGGCCGACGGGCUCCGCGGCGCCCCGCGCUACGGCGGCAUCGCGGACUGCGCGCGCCAGAGCUACCGCGCCGAGGGCUGGCGCGUGUUCACCCGCGGGCUGGCCUCCACGCUGCUGCGCGCCUUCCCCGUCAACGCCGCCACCUUCGCCACCGUCACCGUGGUGCUCAGCUACGCGCGCGGCCCCGAGGGCGCCCCGGCGGCGCGCGGCCUGGCCCAGCCCUCCAGCCUGUGACGAGCCCGAGCCCGGCCCCAGCGCGCGACCCCCGACCGGCCCUCCCCGCACAGCUGAGCCCGCGGCGCCCGGGGACGGUCACCACGGAGUGACGUCCGUGGACAGCGGCUGCGGAUCCUCCUGCGCCUGCCGCAGCCGCGGGGCGCAUCUCGGCCACCUGUUAGGUCUCCGUGUUGGGGAGCCCCCUGGUGCCCCAGAGCCGGAUGCUCUGCCCACGCACCUGCUGCCGCCGCUCCCACUGGAGCGGGACCUGGGGGACCCUCGAAGAGGCUUGGGACCUCCGGGCAGCCCCGAGUUAGCCUAGGGGCCGGGCCGGGUGACCAGGCACGGGCCAGUGGGAGGGCGGCUUGUCGCCCGCCAGUCCUCAGGCUGCCUGUCUGUAAAAUGGGGACAUGGGUCAGCCACUGUGUGGAGCCAGGGCUCCCUAAGGUGCGCAGAGAAGUCAGCAAGGAGAUGGGUACAGGAGGAUCCCCACGCCCCAGCAAAUGAUGUCUGUCCCCCGGAGUCUCCUCAUGCUCGGUGUUCCCAUGAUGCCAUGACGUGGGGCGGGUGGGGUGGGGGGCCUGAUGGCGGACACAGGCGCGGCCUGCACUCCUGGGACUGAGCCGGGGGCAGCCCGGGCACAGCCGUCCAGUACAGGGCGGCCGUGCGUUUGCACAAGGAGGCAUAUGGUUUUGCACAUGUUGGAGGAGCCUCUGGUCUCCUUUGCCCUGAUUGGGGUUCAGCCUCUUGGGCAACGUGAUACGCUCUCCCAGGGGGUCAAGAAAGACCAGACUCCCUCCCUCUUCACGUGGUGUCACUGUUGUAUAGAAACUGCUGAAGGAAUAAAAUAUUCUUUGUUUUCUUAA